ACGUCCCUACACAUAAACCACAAGUCAUCACUACUAAACCUCGAACAACAAUAUCCACUAUCUUUUAACUUUCCACUACAUUAUAAUAUUCUUGCAAUUACUCAUCAAAUAUGGAGAGAGUAAGCAGAAUGGUUGCUGAAAAGCCUGUGGUGAUCUUCAGCAAGAAUUCUUGUUGCAUGAGCCACACCAUUAAAUCUCUCUUCUGUGAUCUCGGCGUACAUCCAUCAGUUCAUGAGCUUGAUGAGAUGCAGAGAGGCCGAGAGAUCGAAGCUGCCCUCUCUAGGCUCGGCUGUAAUCCUACAGUUCCAGCAGUGUUCAUCGGUGGUGAACUCGUUGGCGGUGAAAAUGAAGUCAUGAGUCUUCAUCUUCAACGCUCCUUAAAGCCAAUGCUUAAAAGGGCGGGAGCUCUAUGGGUUUAAUUACUAUAUAUAUUCAACUACAAUAACAAUAAUAAUAAUAAUAACGCGAUGAGCUAGCGUGGAAGAAUAAUAAUAUAAGCUAGAGGUGAACAUUAAUAAGUUACUUUUAGCAUAUAAAAAAAAGCAUGUGUAUGUAAUUAUUAUGUAUAAAGAGUGAGUAGUAGCCUAGUGAUUUCUUCAUGAGCUAACUAAAUAUUUUAUUUUAUAUAAAUAUGGUGUACUUAUAAAUAAUUAAUGUGUUCACUUCUAGUAACCCCAGCUUCUCUUUUCUUUUUUUGUAUUGUAAGCUGUGAUCUUUUUUAGCGAAUAUAUAAAAUAGUGGCUUCUACUUU
Solanum verrucosum is the source of this 751-nucleotide messenger RNA. RefSeq names its product monothiol glutaredoxin-S3-like. NCBI's taxonomy places the organism in Eukaryota, Viridiplantae, Streptophyta, Magnoliopsida, Solanales, Solanaceae. The transcript has a single exon. Bases 111 to 419 code for a protein of 102 amino acids. The record is from RefSeq and is a predicted model, not a curated record.